This is a messenger RNA of Perca flavescens (yellow perch), 3512 nucleotides long. RefSeq names its product glutamate receptor, ionotropic, AMPA 2b (gene gria2b). NCBI's taxonomy places the organism in Eukaryota, Metazoa, Chordata, Actinopteri, Perciformes, Percidae. The transcript has 16 exons. The record is from RefSeq and is a predicted model, not a curated record. Gene Ontology annotation, biological process: monoatomic ion transport. Gene Ontology annotation, molecular function: signaling receptor activity; ligand-gated monoatomic ion channel activity. Gene Ontology annotation, cellular component: membrane. The coding region runs from base 253 to 2946 and encodes 897 amino acids.
GCUGCCGGCAGGAGGAGAGCGACGUGGGGCAGCGGAAGAAGAGACACCAGACCUGCGUUGCCGGCGACCAUUCCUUCACUACUGGUGUCCUUUCACAGAUAGCCACCUGCAGAAAAAUUGUUCACUUACUGAAGAUUUUUCAUUCUUUCUACCCAAGGCUGAGGGUCUCCAAUAUGCGUCGGAUCUAACAUCUCCGGAGACAUCGAGGAAUACCAGACUCCCCUGGUGGAUGUGGACACCUAAACUGUGGACAUGGAAAAGAUAGUGAAUUUACCCGUUUCAGUUCUCCUGGUUUUAUGGGGAUGCGUGCAUGGAAGCUCACCCAGUGUUCAAAUUGGGGGACUCUUUCCAAGGGGCGCGGACCAAGAGUACAGCGCGUUUCGGAUAGGAAUGGUUCAGUUUGGCACCUCGGAAUUCAGAUUGACGCCCCACAUCGACAACCUGGAAGUGGCGAACAGUUUUGCUGUAACCAACUGCUUCUGUUCACAGUUCUCAAGAGGAGUGUACGCCAUUUUCGGAUUCUACGACAAAAAGUCUGUCAACACCAUCACGUCAUUUUGUGGGACGCUCCAUGUCUCCUUUAUUACGCCCAGCUUCCCUCUGGAUGGGAAUCAGCAGUUUAUCAUCCAGAUGAGACCUGAUAUCAAGGGGCCCCUCCUCAGCCUAAUCGAGUACUACAAGUGGGACAAGUUUGCCUACCUGUACGACAGUGAUCGAGGGCUUACGACGCUGCAGGUUGUUUUGGACACAGCAGCAGAGAGGAAGUGGCAAGUGACAGCCAUCAAUGUGGGAAACCUGAAAGACGAGAAGAAGGAUGAGGCCUACCGCUCUCUGUUCCAAGAUUUGGAGAACAAGAAAGAAAGGAGAGUGAUCCUGGACUGUGAACAGGACAAAGUGAAAGACAUCAUGGAGCAGGUCAUCACAAUUGGCAGACAUGUUAAAGGCUACCACUACAUUAUAGCCAAUCUGGGUUUCAUUGAUGGGGAUCUAUCGAAAAUCCAGUAUGGAGGUGCAAAUGUGUCAGGCUUUCAGAUAGUUGAUUUUGAAGAUCCUUUGGUGUCCAAGUUUGACCAGAGAUGGGAGGCCCUAGAAGAAAAGGAGUAUCCUGGCGCCGACAGUAAAAUAAGGUAUACAUCAGCAUUGACCUACGACGCCGUGCAGGUGAUGACGGAGGCCUUUCGCUACCUGCACAAACAGCAAAUUGAAUUCACCAGGAGGGCCAACAAUGGUGACUGCCUGGCCAAUCCUGCUGUUCCCUGGGCUCAAGGAGUUGAGAUCGAGCGAGCACUGAAACAGGUGCGUGUGGAAGGCCUGACAGGAAACAUCCAGUUUGAUCAACAUGGCAAGAGAGUCAACUACUCAGUGAACAUAAUGGAAUUAAAGACUAAUGGUCCUGUAAAGAUUGGAUACUGGAAUGAAGUUGACAGAAUGGCUGUCACUAAAUCUGAUGUCUUUGCAAAUGACACAACAGGAAUGGAAAACAAAACAGUUAUUGUCACCACCAUCUUGGAAGCUCCAUAUGUAAUGCUGAAAAAGAACGCUGACCUUUUUGUAGACAAUGAGCGCUACGAGGGUUACUGUGUAGAUCUAGCUGCGGAGAUAGCGAAGCACUGCGGCUUCAAAUAUCAACUGAAAAUAGUGUCAGAUGGGAAAUAUGGCGCCAGAGAUGCAGAGACCAAAAUCUGGAACGGGAUGGUUGGAGAGUUAGUUUAUGGGAAAGCAGACAUUGCAGUGGCUCCUCUGACCAUCACUCUGGUACGAGAAGAGGUGAUUGACUUCUCCAAACCCUUCAUGUCUCUGGGAAUCUCUAUCAUGAUAAAGAAGCCUCAGAAAUCCAAACCAGGAGUCUUUUCUUUCUUGGACCCGCUGGCCUACGAGAUCUGGAUGUGUAUUGUUUUUGCCUAUAUCGGUGUGAGCGUGGUGCUGUUCCUCGUCAGCCGCUUCAGCCCGUAUGAGUGGCACACUGAAGAGUAUGAGGACGGGCAGAUCCAGACCAAUGAGUCGACAAACGAGUUUGGCAUAUUCAACAGCCUGUGGUUCUCCCUCGGAGCGUUCAUGCGCCAAGGCUGUGACAUAUCACCUAGAUCUCUGUCUGGGCGCAUUGUUGGUGGAGUUUGGUGGUUCUUCACUUUAAUCAUCAUCUCCUCCUACACCGCUAACCUGGCUGCUUUCCUAACUGUUGAGAGGAUGGUCUCUCCCAUUGAAAGUGCAGAGGACCUUGCAAAACAGACCGAAAUAGCCUAUGGGACUCUGGACUCUGGCUCUACUAAAGAGUUUUUCAGGCGCUCAAAAAUUGCCCUCUUUGACAAAAUGUGGACAUACAUGCGCAGUGCGGAGCCCUCUGUGUUUGUGAAAACCACAGCUGAAGGGGUUCUGAGGGUCCGCAAGUCCAAGGGGAAGUAUGCCUACCUGCUGGAGUCCACCAUGAAUGAGUACAUCGAGCAGCGAAAACCCUGCGACACCAUGAAGGUGGGAGGCAACCUGGACUCCAAAGGCUACGGGAUCGCCACGCCGAAAGGAUCCUCAUUAAGAACGCCAGUAAACCUUGCGGUAUUGAAACUCAGUGAGCAAGGAGUCUUAGACAAGCUGAAAAACAAAUGGUGGUACGAUAAGGGUGAAUGUGGAGCCAAGGACUCUGGAAGUAAGGAGAAGACGAGCGCCCUCAGCCUGAGCAACGUGGCUGGGGUCUUCUACAUUCUGGUCGGAGGACUCGGUUUGGCCAUGCUGGUGGCCUUGAUUGAGUUCUGUUACAAGUCCCGAGCCGAGGCGAAACGAAUGAAGAUGACAUUUGGGGACGCCAUGAGGAACAAAGCAAGACUUUCCGUCACUGGGAGUACUGGGGAGAAUGGUCGGGUGAUGACUCCAGAGUUUCCUAAAGCUGUCCAUGCUGUCCCUUAUGUGAGACCUGACAUGGGAUUAAACGUCAGCCUGACAGAUCUGUCCUGAUCAAUGAGAAACUUCUGAGUGCCUUACAAUGGUUUAUAUAGAGCGAUUUUUUUCUGUCCUCUUCUGCCCUCCUUCUGUUCCGGCGCUUUUUCUGUCUCUGUCUGGUGAAAAAGGAAAGGUAGGAGAUGGAGGCUACAUUUUGUGUCUCACAAAGACUUGUAUUGUUGCUCUCUGUCUCUAUUUCUCACCGUAUAAAACACCUCUCUCUCUGAGUGGAAUUACAUCUCGGAAUAUAAAAGGGAGCCUCUUUUUUUCUAAACUGAUGACACCAUGCUUUCCUAUCUCACUGUCUGGUCUGGACUGAGACAGAAACGAGAGCUUGAUUGACGCCAACGGCUGCUUCUAGGAGUCAGAGUUUCAGUCAUCUCAACUGUUGGUGUGUAUGUGUGUGUGUGUGUGUGUGCGCGCGCAGGGGUGUGUGAGUGAAGAGCGUGGGUGUGUGUGCAUCAAGGAAAGAUGUCGUCAAAAACAUACUGUUUCUGUAGCCACCACCGCCAAACAGGAUUUUCGAGCACACUUGAUAUCAUCUGCAUUAAGAUGUGAAAUUGUCCUUUUUUUUUCUAAGA